Molecule: messenger RNA, 396 nt
Organism: Caenorhabditis remanei
Lineage: Eukaryota; Metazoa; Nematoda; Chromadorea; Rhabditida; Rhabditidae
Exons: 1
Coding region: 1-396 (131 amino acids)
Source: RefSeq, a predicted model, not a curated record
AUGGAUUUCUCUAGAAUUUUUAACAAUGAAUCUACAAAUCUUGGAACUCAGAAGGACGCUAUCGAAGUGAUUAAGGGUAUGGCGAGUGCGCUAACCCUUAUUCACAACCAAAAUCGAACUCUUAUAUCUCAGAACAAAACAUUGAGCGAAAAAGUGGUGUCGUUGGAAUUACUGGUGGGAAGUAUUGUCGAGAAAAUGUCGGCUCCAUCCACUUUGAGCAAGAUGAAUGAUGCUCUGCCUAUGGUGCAACCCAACAAUCCAAAAUCAUACUCUAAUGCUGCCUCGAAAAACCUUCCGAAAAAAAUGACUUCAAAAUCUGGUCCUACCAAAUCGCGAGAAGCAAAACUGUCGGAUAACUCCCAAAACAGGACCUCAAAUCUUAAAGAUCCAAACUAA